Messenger RNA from Ilyonectria robusta, 1530 nucleotides. RefSeq lists its product as uncharacterized. Gene Ontology annotation, cellular component: actin cortical patch. Bases 1 to 1530 code for a protein of 509 amino acids. Lineage: Eukaryota; Fungi; Ascomycota; Sordariomycetes; Hypocreales; Nectriaceae. The transcript is spliced from 3 exons. Gene Ontology annotation, biological process: endocytosis; actin cortical patch localization; actin cortical patch assembly. The record is from RefSeq and is a predicted model, not a curated record. Gene Ontology annotation, molecular function: Arp2/3 complex binding.
AUGGCGGAUUUCCACGACGCUGCCCUCUCGCCUGAGGAGGAGGAACGGCUCUGGGCUGGUGGACCGGCAGAUCUCGACCGAUGCGUCUCGACCAAAUGCGACAGCCACGAGACGAUCGACGACGCCCUCCGCUCCUGGCUCGACCUCGCCACGCAGCUCCGCGACCACUUCUCCGACUCCCACGAUGACACUGCCGCCUGCGCCCACAUGCUCCUCGCCGGCAACCUCUUCUGUGCUAACAAGGAAUACAUCCGUACGCAAAUCAUAUACAGCCUGCUCCAGGAGGACGAGACGGGGCCGCUGCACGCCAUCACCUGCUUCUUGCUGCUGGAUGGUUGUCAGGAUGAGACCACGUUUCCCCGCAUGGUCAACGAGGCUUGCUUCCCCCGACUGCUUGAGCUGAUCAAUGGCCGCCAGCAUGUUGACCCACGCUUGCACCGCCACCUGUUGCACCUCAUGUACGAGAUGUCGCGUAUUGAGCGACUGCGAAUGGAGGACCUGGUGCAGGUGAAUGACGCUUUCGUCUCGUACCUGUUCCGGCUCAUCGAAGAAGUGUCCGACGAGGAUGACCCAUAUCACUAUCCAACAAUUAGAGUAUUGCUUGUUCUGAACGAGCAGUACAUGCUCGCAUCGACUGAACCCGCCGGCGACCCGGCGUCUCCCAACUCACCCCUAACAAACAGAAUUGUCAAGUGCCUCAGCCUCCAUGGACCGUCGUUUCGGACGUUUGGCGAGAAUAUCAUACUACUGCUAAACCGGGAGACUGAGACGUCACUACAGCUUCUCAUCCUCAAGCUGCUAUACUUGCUCUUCACAAACAGGGCUACAUACGAAUAUUUCUACACGAAUGACCUGAGGGUGCUUCAAGAUGUCAUCAUCCGCAAUUUAAUGGAUCUCCCCGAUGAGAAGAUGUCCCUCAGACACACCUACCUGCGCGUGCUAUACCCAUUGCUGGCACACACGCAGCUCAGCCAGCCGCCAUACUACAGACAAGAUGAGAUUCACCGGGUGUUGAAUAUCCUACGAGGCUCGCACAAUGCGCAUUUUGCACCCGCCGACGAGACGACGCUGCGCCUGGUCGAGCGGGUGGCCAAGGUGAAGUGGGUGGAGGAAGUAGACCAUGGCAGCCCCGGAGCGGGCGAGGCCGAGGUGGCGCGCAAGUUCCUGGGCAUCAGUCUGUCGCACUCCGAGAGCUCGAGUAGCAUCAGCGUCGGAGACGUCGCGGCCGUGAUGGAAAAACCAGGAGUGCAAACGCCGAGCCGGGCCGGAGAAGCGGUGCCGGACGGCGACGAUACCGAAACUUCAGAAGGGGGAGUGACCAUGACCGUCAGGGCCAAGAAGCCUCUCCCUGCAGUUCCCAAGCACCGGCACGGAAUCCCAUUCUCUCAGCCAGGGAAGGUGCACGUCAACGGAGGCGCCAAGAAGACACCCCCCAAGGCACCACCGCCAAGACGGUUUGGGAGGAUGAGAACGGCUGAACGCCCUCCAGCAGAACCCACCAUUGAUACGGUUUCAGAACAAGAAGCAUGA